Molecule: messenger RNA, 298 nt
Organism: Cetraspora pellucida
Lineage: Eukaryota; Fungi; Glomeromycota; Glomeromycetes; Diversisporales; Gigasporaceae
Source: the annotation of a GenBank genome assembly
AUGGAUUCGGCUUCUUCAUCUUCAUCAAAUUUCAUCAAAUCUUCACAAGGUGGAAGACCUCCGAAAGAAGUGUGGAAUUAUAUUAUAAAAGGUCAGGCUAAAGAUCAUGGCCAUUAUAGUGCUAAAUGCGAAUGUGGUAAAUCUUGGACACGUGGAAAGCCAAAAGAAUUAGAAAAUCAUUUAGCAACUGAAUGUCCAAAGGUUGAUAUUGAAACCAAACAAAAAUUUCUUCGAAUUGUAGCUUUAAGAAAUCAUACAAAAGAUAAUGAAAUAGAUUAUCCAGCAUCUAAAAAGACCC